GGGACAACAAAAAGAACUCUACGGCAGACUGAAGACUGAAGGCAUCUGACGACAAGUCUCCUGGAUAAAAAUACAAACAAUAAAAUAAAGAUACUCCCUACUUUAACUGAAUAAACCGCACUGUGCAAUUUAUCGAUGUACCGUGUGGAAUGUAGACGCCACUGGACUAAACGUCAAGAUACCGGCACAACAUAUAAAUUAUUUAAUUCAAAACCAGGCAAAACACACUAGUUCUAUAUCAUAAAAAAUUCAAAGAAAUUUUAUUUAAAUAUUUAUCUCAUAAAUUAUUACUAUCAUUUUAAAUAAUACAUGCCCUACGGGGCUCACAAUUCACUCGAUCCUGCCCUGACUGACAGUGGUUCAUAUAUGAUAUGAUCCACGUGGCGUUCAAAUUUACCAGAGUAGGGUCUAGGUUCGGUCUGAGUCAAACCACCAGGAGGCGGUAGAGGCAAAUUUGUAUCUCCUGAGGUAAUGCUCACCUGGCGUUAAUGGCAUUUCCUUUUCCGGUGGAUGUUAAUGGGGCUCGUAAGUGGGAUGUUCUCCAUCUUAAAGGAGCAACAAAACAGGUGUCACUUCAUUGAAGUCUUCACAAUCCUCACUGUUGCUGUGUGGCUGCAAACCUCCAAAGAUGUGUGUUGACUUGACUGACUUUGGCCGACGUUGUGUGCACUGGCUUAAAGCCUCCCCUGAUGUCAGAACAAUGAAUCCUACCCACUGAACUCAAAGUCGUCCUGGGACUGGAUCCCAAAAUGGACAUCAAAUAAUAAGGUGCUGGUGAGAGGUUACCAUGGAAACCAGGACAGUGAUACAGCAGGAGCAGGCGUCGCAGAUGUCUCACAGCAUGCAAGUGUCCUCCCAGAAGAAGAAGAAGACCUUCAAGUCCAGUGAUGAAGACGUUUCCUACUCAGACUUCUAUCCCAUCAUCCCUGCUGAUGUGUUGUCUGUCAAGGAGCUCCUAAACCUGGAUAACAUCCACAGCACCUGGGACGUUCUGAGAGAGACGCUGGCCACUCGUAAACAACAUCACAGACAGAAGUGGACUCUGUUUGGAAACGAAGCUGAAAAGGUGGAAAUCGAUGUCAUCAGGAACCAGCGUUUGUUACGGACGCGGGUUGACAAACUGGCUCUCCGCCAACAGGCAGAGAGGAAGGCUUCCAUGCACAUUAAAUACCUGCAGCGUCUGAGUCAGAAGGUUCCAGACUUUCCAAUCCCACUCAGAGCUCACACCGUCUGGGAGGGCAUGACAGUCAAGCUCUGCUGUGUGGUCCAGGGCUGCCCUCCCCCGGAGGUCACAUGGUACAAAGAUGGCGUCUUACUGACCAGCUCCAACCAACCGUGGAACUUCAGCCGUCGACAAAGAUUUGGUCUCAACUUACUGGAGAUCAGAUGGUGCUCCCCCAGUGACGGCGGCGAGUAUAAAGCGGUCGCCAAGAGUCGUCUGGGUGAAGCUACAACCUUUGCUACAGUAGUGGUGAACUCAUAUCAAGGAGCAGCAGCUGGAGCCCAGAGCUGGCAGACACCCGCUCCACAGGACCAGGGGGAGGAGGCGCUCUUUGGCUCCUGCUUCCCUCCAACAUGGGUGAAAGAAGGAAAGGUCCUCCACCUGGAGUGUGUCUUCACUGCACCUCUGCUGCCCUACCAGCAGGACGUCAGCUGGUUCAGAGACGGUGAACAGCUGCUCCAGUCUGACACCGUGGACGUUCACACCGAGGGCGACAGAACGGCGUUGACUUUGAACGCCGCUCACAAAGAACAUGAAGGCGUUUACACUGUGAAGUUGAAGACCUUUGAUUCGCUCCUGGAACACAGUGCUUUUGUCUACAUCCAAGAUGCUUCAGCUGCAGUGGUGGGGGGGCCUGCCUCCCCCCUGGCGGUGCAGGUGUUGGACGUCAACAGAGACUACGUCUUCCUCACCUGGCAGCCCCCCAGUGCUGAUGGGGAAUCACCUGUGGACGGCUAUUAUGUGGAGAGGUGUGACCUCAGUCAAGGCCAGUGGGUUCGAUGUAACACACAGAUCCAGAAGACGUGUCAGUACCCGGUGUUUGGACUGGAGGAAGGAACCUGGUACCAGUUCAGAGUCUGUGCUGUGAACAAGGCUGGAACGGGACGUCCGUCCAUGGGCUCACAGCCGGUCUUCACCCAGGACCCCCUGGAGCACACCAGGACCAUGGGUAACACUUUUGACACUGACAUGAAGAGAGAAAUGUGGAAAUGUCAGAUCAGAGUUCCUCUCCCACCCACAAACGUCCACGCCUGUGAGGUGAGCAACACCUACGUGGUGCUGAGCUGGACGGAGCCAGAACCCCGAGGCAGAGAACCGCUCAGCUUCUAUGUGGAACGGGUCAGUCUUUACAUUUUUUUUUUAUACCUGGUUCUUCCAGAUGUUCCGUCUCCGCCCUCCGCCAUCGCCCUGCUGCUGUGCACUGGCUCAGAGAUGGUGUUGGGUUGGAGGGCGCCGCAGAGUCGAGGUGGCGCCCCCAUCCUUGGUUACUACCUGGACCAGAGGGAGGACGAACAGGUGACAUGGAGAGAGGUCAACGUCAAGUCAGUCAAAGAGCGGCAGUUCAAGGUUUGUAGCCUGUCCAGUGGUCACUGGUAUCGCUUCCGUGUCUUUGCUGCCAAUAUGGCCGGUGUUGGAAAACCCUCUGAGGCCAGUGACGCGUUCCUGUGUGAGAAGUGGACGAUGCCAGAACCAGGUUGCCCUUUUGACCUGCAGGUCAAGGAGGUGAGAAACGACUCCCUGGUGCUGCUGUGGAAGACUCCACUGUACGAGGGCCAGAGCGCCAUCUGUGGGUACAUCCUGGAAAUGUGUCAGGAUGAUGAGUCGGAGGAGUGGAGGACGGUGAACGACCAGGACGUUUCUGACACACGUUACAAGGUCUCAGGUCUUCAGGCUGGUCAGACCUACAGGUUCCGUGUGUCUGCCGUGAACAAGGCCGGCGUCGGUCGGGCGUCCCUGCCCACAGAGCCGGUCACUGCUGAGACCAAACCAGGAACUAAAGACAUAGAGAUAGGAGUGGACGACGACGGCUUCAUAUUCCUGGGCUACGAGGCCGACAAGGUGAUAGAGCAGGACGACGUCGUCUGGAACAAGAACUACACGGAGCCCAUCGACCCAGAGAGGGCCCAAAGUGAAACCACCAAAAACAAGUCAGUCCUCACCUUCACUGAGGCCUCGGAGGACGACCUGGGUCUUUACACCAUAGAGGCCGGCGACAACUCGGACCUGUCGUCCAGCUACGACUUCACUGCUGAAGACCUGGAACGUCUCAAAGAACUCAGCUGGCAGGUCAGGAAUCCACUGAUCGCCCUGAAGUCGGGCUGGAACGUGGAGGUCUCUGACAAAGGCGACGUCCGUCUGUGGCUCCAGACCGAGAGUCUGAGUAAAGACGCCGAGCUGUGUCUCAUCCUCAACGACAAGGAAAUCUCCAGUACAACGGUGAGAGCUUCCUACUUCAGUGAAACCGUGGCGUUGGCAAACGCAAAACGACACGACUACAAGAGGAAAUCAGGGCCUUACUUCAAAGAGUACCUGUCCUGGAGUAUUAACGAAGACUUUGAACUCGUCAUCAAGUGCCAGGUGACAAACACCAACAAAGACUCCUGUCUGAGCUGGUUUAAAGACGACAGGAAGCUGACCCAGGUGGUCUACGACGGGUCAACGGGGGUCAGCACUCUGACCCUCUCACAGAUUUCGAAGGACGUCUCGGGUUCAUACAGAGCUGUGGUGACGGAUAAGAGAGGAGAAGACGUCAGCACGCUGCAGCUGCUGGGUGGAGAGUAUGACAAGCUUCUCCAGCAGCUCAGCAGACAGUGUGCCCUGUCAGCUGGUCCACUGAACGUUGACAGCACCGCUGAAGGUUUCAGGCUGUACUGCUCACUUAAAAACAACCUGGGCCAGAUAAAGACCAGCUGGUACUUCAGGGAGAAGAAGAUUGACCAGGAGGUGAGGAGAAACGCUGAGAGCAGCGCAGAGAUGGUCUGGAUCAACAUCUUCAACCCCACAGACAACGACAAAGGAAAAUACACCCUGGAGAUGUUUGAUGGUCUGGAGACCCACAGGAGACACCUGGACCUGAGUGGACAGGUUUUUGCUGAUGCUCUGCUGCAGCACCAGACGCUGAAGCAGUCGGCCAUUGCUGAAAAAAACCGGGCUAAGGUCAGCAGAGGUCUUCCUGAUGUGGUUGCCAUCAGAGAAGGAAAGUCUCUGUGUCUGACCUGCUUCAUCGAAGGAGAACCAGCUCCUCAGAUCUCCUGGCUCCGUAACGACAAGGAGGUCGUUGACCCGGUCCAGUUCACCAUCACCAAAGAGGCCAAACGCAGCACCAUCACCAUCAACAACGUCAGCCUGCAGGACUCAGGGAAGUACAGCAUCUUCGUACGCAACACCUACGGCUGUGAGACGGCCAGUGUGACGGUGAGCGUGUACCGACACGGAGAGAAACCUCCGGCAAACGCGGUGGAGAUGGGCUUUUAGGAGAUCGGGUCUGAGAGCGUGUGAAGAUGGAGGUCGGGGUUUUAUUUCACUUUGAAGGUGAAGUUUGUGCUUUUGUUCAUUUUAUUUUGGGUUUGUCAGUAUUAAGCAUGGAACGUCCCUUUCCUCGCCUGUAGGUGGUGCUAGAUUAACAUUUGAAAGCCUCGUUUUAAUGAUAUGCUAGUGAACAGUGAGUUUACGUAUUAAUGAGGAGGACAUGGAGGAUGCUGGUCACUGAUUGGUCACUGGCUGUAAGGGACGCACACCAAUAAAGACAUGUAGCAUGUCGUCGGUGCGCUAACAAGCAGAGUGUUUUUGCUGUGUUAGCAACAGGAUGUAGCAAGUAAGGGGUCUAGGUGUGGUGUGUUACUGCGUGUUAGCACUGUGCUAACAGGACGCAUUUUAUUUUGAAGUGAUUGGUGUUAACGUUAGUCUUUACUGAGGCAAGGCUAGGCUAGUCCUGUUAACACCCUUAGCUUAGCUUCUUUCUUGGGCUUGACAUGCAAAAAAUAAUUUUGUGAGUUGAAUUACUGCCACCUACUGGGUGUAUUUUACACUGGUAAAUAUUUCCUGUAGAAGACGCAGAACAUUUAUAACUGGCUAAAGGUUCUCUGGGUUGUUCUGUAGCUAGCCUGUGCACAGAAGGGCUUUAAAGGGUUAACAUUUUAAAUGAUUGAAAGUCAUGUGACUGAACGGAUGUGGCAGAGUUUUCUUUUCUUUUUUAAUCAACAGUUUCUGCAUCUUUUGUAAAAAGUCCAGACUUCCUGCUCAGACUGUAACUGAGCGUUGAGUCACAUGACGGUUGUGUCAACUUUGAUUGAUCAAUUCAAACACAGUUUGGAGGUUUGUGCGGCUCCUCAACAGCAACACGACGUUAGCAACAUUAAAAAAAGAUGAUUCAACGUU
Molecule: messenger RNA, 5380 nt
Organism: Cynoglossus semilaevis (tongue sole)
Lineage: Eukaryota; Metazoa; Chordata; Actinopteri; Pleuronectiformes; Cynoglossidae
Gene: myom3
Product: myomesin 3
Exons: 35
Coding region: 788-4477 (1229 amino acids)
Biological process (GO): sarcomere organization
Cellular component (GO): M band
Molecular function (GO): protein binding
Source: RefSeq, a predicted model, not a curated record